AUGGAGGACCAGGGGGAGACCACAAUUUCGAUUCGGCCGGUUGGUGUCACAAGCGAUGAGGCCGUCCAAGUUACUGUGGAUCGGUCCUCACCACUUGGUGACAUCAAGAAAGUCCUUGCGGACUUGUUCGACCGGCCAGAGGCAGGACCAAUGAACCACGUCGGAUCCGAUUUGACCGCAGCUUUAACCUUCUGCACCAUUCGCCAAGAUCGCCACAGAUGGCCAGUUUCUGAAGCACUGCUCUCAGAAUUGCAACUACUGAAACUGAUUAUUGUAGACCAUUUGUAG
Molecule: messenger RNA, 288 nt
Organism: Symbiodinium natans
Lineage: Eukaryota; Dinophyceae; Suessiales; Symbiodiniaceae
Source: the annotation of a GenBank genome assembly